AUGGGUCUUCGAACUGUCUUUACGGACCACUCCCUCUUCGGCUUCGCGGAUGCUGCCAGUAUCCUGACGAACAAGAUCUUGAAAUUCUCCCUCAGCGACGUGGACCACGUCAUUUGCGUUAGUCAUACAUGCAAAGAGAAUACUGUCCUCCGAGCGUCUCUGGACCCCCUAAUGGUCUCGGUCAUCCCCAACGCCGUCGUCGCCGAAAACUUCCGCCCGCUCGAUUACCCGUCUUCCGACGCUGCUGGACAAGCCUUUGGACAGAACCCACCUCCAGCCCAUCAUCUCGGCCCGAACGAUGUGAUUACAAUCGUCGUGAUAUCCCGCUUGUUCUAUAACAAGGGCACGGAUCUUCUUACGGCCGCGAUUCCCCGCAUCUUGGAGAACCACCCAAAUACAAGAUUCAUCAUCGCCGGGUCGGGUCCAAAAGCCAUCGACCUGGAGCAGAUGAUUGAACAGAACGUUCUGCAAGACCGAGUCGAGAUGCUGGGCCCUAUCCGCCACGAAGAGGUGCGGGACGUCAUGGUUCGAGGCCACAUCUACCUGCACCCGAGUUUGACAGAGGCAUUUGGCACUGUUAUCGUGGAAGCAGCGAGCUGUGGGCUGUACGUCGUGUGCACGCAGGUCGGCGGUAUUCCCGAGGUCCUCCCGUCACACAUGACUGUAUUUGCAAAACCAGAGGAGGACGACUUGGUCACCGCGACAGGCAGGGCAAUCGCUGCGUUGAGGGCCAACAAGGUCCGAACGGAGCGCUUCCACGAGCAGGUCCAGAAGAUGUAUUCGUGGACCAAUGUUGCCAUUCGCACAGAGCGAGUUUACCACGGAAUCACCGGCGAGCUCAGUGAGGCCGAGUUUUAUGGAUUCGACACGGCCAAUCCCUCGACCUUUGGCAACAGUCGGGUGCGGUCCUUCGCCCUUAUUGACCGACUCAAACGCUACUACGGUUGCGGCAUUUGGGCGGGCAAGCUCUUCUGUCUCUGUGUCAUUGUCGACUACCUUCUGUUCCUGUUUCUGGAGCUGUGGUUUCCACGGGAGCAAAUUGACAUUUGCCCUGAGUGGCCGCGGAAAAUUGUCGAUGAUGCGGAGGAUUCCAAGGAAGACUGA
Colletotrichum spaethianum is the source of this 1104-nucleotide messenger RNA. Its product is annotated as phosphatidylinositol N-acetylglucosaminyltransferase gpi3 subunit. The record is from RefSeq and is a predicted model, not a curated record. NCBI's taxonomy places the organism in Eukaryota, Fungi, Ascomycota, Sordariomycetes, Glomerellales, Glomerellaceae. Bases 1 to 1104 code for a protein of 367 amino acids. The transcript has 2 exons. Gene Ontology annotation, cellular component: glycosylphosphatidylinositol-N-acetylglucosaminyltransferase (GPI-GnT) complex. Gene Ontology annotation, molecular function: phosphatidylinositol N-acetylglucosaminyltransferase activity. Gene Ontology annotation, biological process: GPI anchor biosynthetic process.